Colletotrichum navitas is the source of this 1356-nucleotide messenger RNA. RefSeq names its product NmrA-like family protein. The record is from RefSeq and is a predicted model, not a curated record. NCBI's taxonomy places the organism in Eukaryota, Fungi, Ascomycota, Sordariomycetes, Glomerellales, Glomerellaceae. The transcript has 6 exons. The coding region runs from base 219 to 1214 and encodes 331 amino acids.
GGCAGAGACGGUGAGUUGUUUGAUGCAAUCAAGUCAACAGGAUAGCGGAAAUAUAUAUUAUAUUGCAGUAUCCCAUGUACUGACUCCAAGUCCCCUCCGUGAAACUAUACCAGCAGUUACAAGAUCCCACAAUCUCAUAAGUGUUUAUAUCAGCAACUAUUGUCAUCCAUGAGAAUAUCUUGUCUUUGGAGUCUUCGAAGAGUAUCACCGUCAUCGACAUGGUCAGGAUUGCGCUUGCUGGCGGAGCUGGGAACGUUGGACAGGAGGUCCACGAUGCUCUGGUUGCGAGAGGAAAGCACGAAAUCCUGAUUCUGUCCAGGAAGGAUGCACCUGCCAAGGCACUCUCUCCCGGGGUGCAAUGGAUCAAGACGAGCUACGAUGAUGUCGAUCAGCUGGCAGAAGCUCUGAAGGGCGUCCACACCGUACUCUCUUUUGUGACCGGACCCAUGGAUCCGGCCAACACCGCGCAAAUGGACGCACAGAAACUGCUAAUCGACGCCUCUAUCAAAGUUGGAGUGAAGCGGUUUGCUCCCAGUGAGUGGGCUACGUCCAAGCCCGACCACAUGUUCUGGUACGACUUCAAGGACAAGAUUCGCAACUACCUUGUGGAAGUGAACAAGGAGAAGAAGGUCAUCGAAUACAGUCUCUUCCAGCCAGGCUUGUUCACGAACUACCUGACCUUUCCUUUCAGCUCGGCCAAGCAUGUCAACCUGUUUGAAACCCCAGUCAACUAUUACAAACACCGAGUCCUUACUACCGAGGGCGGCGAAGACGCCAUCGUCACUCUGACCACGGUCCAGGACUUUGCCAAGGUUGUGGCAUUGGCCGUGGAGUAUGAAGGAGAGUGGCCCCUCGUCAGCGGGAUCAAGGGAUCAAAGAUGACCAUUGGCCAAAUCAUCGCCCUUGGUGAGAAGCUUCGCGGCAAACCGUUCCAAGUUACAAAACUGAACCCCGAAGAUCUCAAGUCUGGCGUGGUCAAAGCUCCGUGGUUGCCCAGGCUCGAUCAUCCCGCCAUCCCAAAGGAGACCCUCGAUGCUGUUACCCCCAGCUUUGUCGCUGGAUUUCUCUUGGGUAUCUCGGCCGGCACCUUUGAUGUCUCUGACGAGUGGAACCGGCUCCUUCCUGACUUUGAGUUUACUCAGCCCGAGGAGUUUCUAGCUACGGCGUGGGCCGCGAUUGACGCCGGUGCGAAGAGCGUCCACACUGAUUACUGAGAGGCAUGGAGGAGGACGGUCGCGAUGUCCUCUCCAAAAGACAUGUUCGGAAUAAUUAGCAUUUUGUUGACAUGAAUCACAUGAAAACAAGGCUCGAGCUAGAUAUGUGUCCCGCUCCCUAAUUAAAUAAUCCUCGAACCAG